AUGGCCACUUUGCAGGCUUCCAUUAGCCGUUCCAACUUCAAUCUUGCGUCCUCAUACAAACCCGCUCUAGUUACAGUCAUACAGCCGUCCCGCCCGGCCCAACGGCGCUUCACAAACCGUUUCUCUGCAUCAAGCUUCACAACCGCUUCACCCGCCCACAAGGAGGCCCAGCAAAACUCCAAAAAUGAAGGCCCGUCCGAUCUGGACCCUAGAUCCACCGAAAGCACAAACAGUGGUACACACGCAGAAGUCGCUAGCCAGCAGACUGCUUUCAUCCCAUCUGACACUGCUCCUGAGUCCGAGCUCGAGGAAGUCCGUCAGCAAUCGGCUGAGGACAAUGGCGCCGGCGCCAAUGCGAGUAGCAAGGAGAACAAGCGCGCUAAGAACCCAAGCCCGGCUAAUCGGGAUGUGUCAAUUUCGAAGGACGAAUGUGGUAAAGAGCCUAGUAGUAGGCGCGCCUCGCCAACGAAGGGGAAAGAAGUAUAA
Messenger RNA from Blastomyces dermatitidis ER-3, 486 nucleotides. RefSeq lists its product as uncharacterized. The coding region runs from base 1 to 486 and encodes 161 amino acids. The transcript has a single exon. The record is from RefSeq and is a predicted model, not a curated record. NCBI's taxonomy places the organism in Eukaryota, Fungi, Ascomycota, Eurotiomycetes, Onygenales, Ajellomycetaceae.